Thermochaetoides thermophila DSM 1495 is the source of this 657-nucleotide messenger RNA. RefSeq lists its product as uncharacterized. NCBI's taxonomy places the organism in Eukaryota, Fungi, Ascomycota, Sordariomycetes, Sordariales, Chaetomiaceae. The transcript is spliced from 2 exons. Bases 1 to 657 code for a protein of 218 amino acids. The record is from RefSeq and is a predicted model, not a curated record.
AUGGCACGAAUACGGAUUUCAUUUGCAUUUUUCCUCUGCGCUAUCCUCUCCCUAGCAACUCUUGCCAGCGCAUCCGUCCCAACCUUCUGCAAAUGUACCUGCUUCAAAAAUAGCACCAUCAUCCCCCUCGGCCCUCAAAAACCGAACCAACCACCUCCUCAACCCCCCGCAACAACCUCCAAACCCCCUUCGACCUCCACGUCAACCCCCCGCCAUCAUCUUCCCAACCCCCAAGCCCUCGACCCCCUCCAAGGACGCGCAGCCUCUUCCUCAUGUAGCCAAUGCAACCGCGCCUUCUGCCUAAGCUACAACCUCCCGAUCUGCAAGGAUGCAGAGGAAAAAGAUGUGGUAGCCAGCUGUUUCCAGCGAGACAGCCGCAAAGACAGGGUGAUUGUGUGGGGGUUUAUUGUUGGGACGGCGGGAUUGCUGGGGUGGGCGGGCAUGAGGAGAGUGAUUUUUGAGGGGGAGAAGCCUUUUGGGUUUGGAGGAGGUAGGAGGAGAGAGAGUCCCGGUGGCGGGAGAGGAGGGGGUAGCGUUGGGGGAAUCGGUGGAGGUGGUGUUAGUACGAGGGGAGGAGGGGUCUUCGCGAGACGGACAGCGCCUGUAGCGGAGUACAACCCUUUGGAGGGGGAGGCCGGACCGGUGAGGCCGGGGUGA